Messenger RNA from Vicia faba (fava bean), 1386 nucleotides. NCBI's taxonomy places the organism in Eukaryota, Viridiplantae, Streptophyta, Magnoliopsida, Fabales, Fabaceae. The record is from the annotation of a GenBank genome assembly.
AUGGCUUCUUUGCUUCAUCCAACUUCAACUGCAAUCUGUUUCUUCCAUCCCUUCAAACCCACCCUUUCACCAAACAACUUUUCUUUCUUAACUAACACUAACACUAAUCGUUUCAACACUAACUCUAGUACAAAGUGUAAUGCAUUUUUGGACAAUGUUGUUGAUGUCCACCACUUUCCUUCUAUCGUCCAAUCAGGAAUACUCGAGUUUCAAGAAUUACCAGAUAUGCAAAGAUGGGAGUUUCUUGUGUUUGGUGGCCUUAUAUGGAUUUACUUAACUUCAAGACCUGGUGUUCUUAUUGGUGCCAUUGAUGCUUACCUUCUCGCCCCUCUUCAACUUGGUUUGGAUAAUCUAUCUGGAAAGAGAAACUUGAAGACACGUGAUUUUCUUGUUGGAGAUAAAAUUGGUGAAGGGUCUUUUGGUGUUGUUUAUUCUGGUCUUUUGGUCCCAAAGAAUGUGCUUGAUGGAGACUUGAACAACAAGGGAAGAUCCAAGGCAGCACUGUUAGAUCCCAGAUCUAAGGAUAAAGUCAUUCUUAAAAAGGUUAAGGUUGAAAUUCGAGGGGCUGAGGAAUUUGCUGAAUUUGAGGAAUGGUUUAAUUACAGGCUAUCUCGAGCAGCACCUGAAACAUGUGCUGAGUUUCUCGGAAGUUUUGUAGCUGAUAAAACUAACUCAAAGUUCACAAAAGGUGGAAAAUGGCUUGUUUGGAAAUUUGAGGGAGAUCUUACACUUGCUGAUUACAUCAAGGGGCGUAGCUUCCCUUCAAACUUAGAAUCUCUCAUGUUUGGACGUGUCUUGGAAGGCAUUGUUCAUAGAGAUAUAAAGCCAGCCAACUUAGUGGUCACUAAACGGGGGCAGAUUAAACUUAUUGAUUUUGGUGCAGCAACAGACCUUCGGAUUGGAAAGAAUUAUGUUCCUGACCGCACCCUUUUGGAUCCCGAUUAUUGUCCACCAGAACUAUAUGUACUCCCAGAAGAAACACCAAGUCCUCCACCAGCGCCAAUUGCCGCUUUCUUUUCACCAAUCCUAUGGCAGUUAAACAGCCCUGAUCUGUUUGAUAUGUAUUCUGCUGGGAUUGUACUUCUGCAAAUGGCAAUACCAACUUUAAGGUCACCUGCUGCUUUGAAGAAUUUCAAUUUGGAAAUAAAAAACUGUGGUUAUGAUUUGAAAAAAUGGAGGGAGUAUACUCGCCUGAGGCCCGACUUCCAAAUUCUUGAUAGUGAAUCUGGUAGAGGUUGGGACUUAGCAACAAAGCUUAUCUCUGAGAGAGGUCUCUUGAGAAGAGGACGUUUAUCUGCUGCUUCAGCUUUGAGACAUCCUUAUUUUCUUCUGGGAGGUGAUCAGGCAGCUGCCGUUCUUUCAAAAUUAAGCCUAAGUAGAAAGUGA